AUGGAUCGAAAAUCAUGCUCAAAAGAUUACGAAAUUCUUAAUAAGCUUGGUCAAGGCAGUUUUGGUACAGUUUACAAAGUUCGGAGAAAGUGUAAUUUUUAUGCAGCUGAUAGAAGCAUUUAUGUGAUGAAGUCCAUAACCAUUUCAGGGUUGGACCGUAAAGGUCAGCAAGAAUCAAUCAAUGAGGUCAGAAUUUUAGCUUCUUUAGACAAUCCUUAUAUAGUAAAAUACGUUGACAGCUUUAUUGAAGAAAAGACAAUGCACAUUAUCAUGGAAUUCUGCGACAAAGGCGACUUAGGGCAACACUUAAAAGCCCAGAUGGGAAGAAUGAUGCAGGAGCCAAAAAUUUGGAAAUUUUUCAUCCAAUUAUUGAUAGGACUCGAAUAUAUCCACUCCAAAAAGAUUCUGCACAGAGAUAUCAAGUCAAUGAACUUCUUCCUCGCCAAAGAAGAUUCAAUUAAAAUUGGAGACUUAGGAGUCGCAAAGGUAUUGUCAAGCACAGUAGCCUUUGCGCAUACUAUGGUAGGAACGCCUUAUUACUUAUCACCAGAGCUGUGUGAAGAGAGGCCAUAUAAUGUAAAAAGCGAUAUGUGGGCAUUAGGAUGUGUUUUAUAUGAAAUGUGCAGCUUGAGACAUCCUUUUGAUGCACCUAAUCAAGGUGCAUUAAUCUUAAAAAUUAUAAGGGCUAAUUAUCUGCCAAUAAGCACAAAUUACUCAGCUGAACUAAGAGAAAUGAUAAGCUUAUUGCUAACCCCCCCCCCCCUCCGUGAGCGAACAAAACCAUUAGAAAAAUCGCCAUUUUUUGACCAAAAACCCACCCUCCGUGAGUGAACAAAAAUUUUUUUAAUAGAAAAAAUUUUAAUGGAAAAAAAAUUUUGAUAUAUAAGUGAUUAAUUAGUAUAAUGAAAUCUAGAGCUAAUUCUGUUUAAUUUUAAACAAAUUGCGUUUUUAAAACAUAAAUUUUGCAAAUUAAAUUAAUAUUUGCUUCCCAAUUUUUGCAAAUUAGGAUUUUUUUUAAAUUUCGAAAAAAAUAUUUUUUAUAAAAUUUAUAUAUACAUUUUUUUUUAAAAAAAAAAAAUUAACCCCCCUCCGUGAGCGAACAAAAUUUUUUUGUUCGCUCACGGAGGGGGGGGGGGGGAGUAAGCAAAGAUUAUAAGAAAAGGCCUUCGACUACAACUAUACUAAAGCGGCCUGGGAUGAAAGAAAGGACUAUUGGGCUAAAUAUUGACAUCCCUGAAGGGUGCUCGCUAUAUGAAUCACAGAUCCUUAUUAAUAAAGAGCCAAGAGUGGCAGAAAAAGAAGAAGAAAAAGCUAAGCCUCAGCCGGCUGAAAAUAUAAGCAAUGAAAAUGAUAAAAAGAAGCCGGCAGCCCAAAAGCAGGCUUUAACUAAGCCACAGCAACCAAUAGUUAAUAAGUCUCCAAGCCAAAAAAUUGAGCCUAAGUCUGUCCCUUCUCCUCAAAAACCAAAAGAAAUCCCAAAGCAAGUUUCGCCUCCUAAAGACCAAAUAAUAGUCCAUUCUCCUCUUGAAGUCCACAAAGUAUCACCCCCAAAAGAGCAGCCAAUAGUCCAUUCAUCUCCUUUUGAAGUCUAUAAAAAAGCUCCAGCCCAGCCUAAUGAAAUUCAUAAACAAAUUUCUCCUCCAAAAGACCAGCAAAAAAUCAAUCCUCCAGAAAUUCAUAGACAAAAUGCAGUUCAUAAAGACCAAGCCCCACAAGAAAUCCCUGUUUUUAAGCUACAAAAUGAAUAUAAGCCAGUUGUCCAAAAAAUCGACUGGCCAAUUUCCAAAAGUCCUGCCCCAAAAGUAGAGCCAGUUGCAAAACCAACUCCAAAACAAAAUAUUUCAGCACAAAAAAUUAACCCAAAGCCAGCUCCAAGUCGACCUAAAAAUCAGCCAGCCCCCCAGCGUAUCAGAAAAGGAGCACCUACAAGCCUAGCUCUUUAUGCCCAGCGGCAAAAAAUCAUAAAACAAGGCGUCCCGUCCUCACAAGCUUUUCGGCCUCCAGCUCGGCCAAAAUACUCCAAGCCAAAAUCCACGAAUUUUUCCCAAGAAGAAAUCGACGAAAUCCGAGAAGUUGAAAACCUCCCAGACACCCCUAAAAAAAUCAGUGUCCAAGACCUCAGAAACCUUGAACUUCCUCGAGACCAUACCAUAAAAACUCGAAAUAAAAGCUUUAGCACCGCAGAUGAGUCAAAAGUUAACGAAACUUUCGAGCCUGAAGACAUAGAAUCCAGUCUAAAUGACGUAGAAGAAAGGCUUGUUUUUGAGACCUGCUCAGACAAAGAAUCAUAUGGCUCAAACAGUUUUGAAGAAGAAAACGGAGAAGAAUUAAUAGAAAACGGCAAAGAAGAAGCCAAAGAAAUAGAACCAGAUACCAAUACACUAGGAUCAGCAGAUUGGAAUUACUCACGAACUGAAAAAUUCCCAAGCGCUGAUAUGACGACUGCAGAUGAAGAGGAAAAAAUUCCUGUUGUAGAAGCUGCAGAAGAAGAAUACAAAAUAAAUUACAUGGAAAAAUCAAAUUCUCCACAAAAUUCUGACAGUGAAGACCUUUUUUAUGAUAAAAGUAGCAGCGAUGAAGGUCUUGAAUGGAUUGAAGAGGACGAACAGGAAAAUUUAGAAUGCACAGUAGAAGCUUUACAGUUUAAACUGUCAGAAGUACAGAGAAAAGAAGCAAAUUUGCAAAGACAGCUUGGACUGAAGCGAAAAGAAAUCAUUGACAGAAUUGGGGAUGAGCUUUAUAAUGAGUUUUACGAGCUUUUCAGAAUGGGGAUUAAAAAUGAAGACAAAUUAGAAGAAGAGGAAACUAGCAAUUCAGCCCUAGACCGCUUUGUGUGUACAAGACUGAACGUAGAAGACUCUGACCUGAUAUUUGUGAUGUAUAAAAUACAUAACCUAGAGCUUGAUAUUGCGCAGUGUCAAGAAGCUAUAAGCAGCAUAAAAUUUGAAUUAAUAUAA
Molecule: messenger RNA, 2957 nt
Organism: Blepharisma stoltei
Lineage: Eukaryota; Ciliophora; Heterotrichea; Heterotrichida; Blepharismidae
Source: the annotation of a GenBank genome assembly